Molecule: messenger RNA, 5003 nt
Organism: Haplochromis burtoni (Burton's mouthbrooder)
Lineage: Eukaryota; Metazoa; Chordata; Actinopteri; Cichliformes; Cichlidae
Gene: nptxrb
Product: neuronal pentraxin receptor b
Exons: 10
Coding region: 173-3517 (1114 amino acids)
Source: RefSeq, a predicted model, not a curated record
UUUUUCUCCUCGGGUUGCCGGCGACCAGAUAGGUCGCACCGCCGCCGCUGCUGCUGUGCUGUCUCCGUGUGUGUGCAGCCCUUCGCACGGUUUGGUCGAUCCGUGCAGACAGCGGAGCUUGUCGUCUGGAGAGACGGACACCGAGACAGGUAGCUCAGUUCGGGUAUGAAACAUGGAGCUCUCGGCGGCGGGGGAUCGCAUUUUCGCCGCGGAAGCCAUACUUAAACGCCGCGUCCGUAAGGGAAGGCUCGAAUACCUGGUGAAAUGGAAAGGAUGGGCAAUGAAGCACAGCACUUGGGAGCCGGAGGAGAACAUCCUGGAUGACAGGCUGAUUUUGGGGUUUGAGCAAAAAGAGCGGGAAAGAGAGUUGCACGGGCCAAAGAAAAGGGGACCAAAACCCAAGAACCUUGUAAUUAAGGCUCGCGGUCAGAAAGGAGAGAGCGGCAGCCGAGCCUCAAACACCCGCCAGACCACUUUGCGUCCUACUUCGUCCACUUCUAACCGGGCAGCUUCCUCCUCCUCCUCUGCCUCAGCGCAUCUUUUACCGUCGUCCUCCAGCUCGGCUGUCGCACCUUCCCCUAAACUUAACUCCCUUGCGGCCACACACAAACUGAAGAAAGACAUUCACCGCUGCCACCGGAUGUCCCGGCGCCCUCUGCCUCGCACAGACCCCAUGGCGACCACCUUCUCCAACCCUGGUGGCUUCCCGUCCCGCAUGCACGUUUCUCCCUUCUCUGAAACCGUCCGCAUCCUUAACCGUAGGGUGAAACCCCGGGAAGUCAAGAGAGGCCGAAUCAUCCUCAAUCUGAAGGUCAUCGACAAAGCGGGCCGGGGUGGCACAGCGGCCGGGGGUCGGAAUAUUUCGGCAGGACGUCAGAACAUCCCAUCCCGCAAUCGCAUCAUUGGGAAGAAGAGGGAAGCCCCAUAUAGACCUUUCCAGCCUCCUUUGAAGAUGCUGGGGUUCCCGAUGUACGGGAAGCCAUUCGGGCUGCAGUGCGGAGGACCUGUGCCUUUUCACUCCCACCCAGGCUCAUGCUCCAGCACAGGAGCUAGGGAAAGCCGCACCAGCCCUUCUCAGUUCCAGGCACCUCCUUCUCCUUCCAGCUCCAGUGGGUCUGAAGGAAAAUCUCCCACCAAUGCUACUGCUGCCCAGUCUCAGCCUUCCACUGGGGCCUCGCCGUCUAGCAAGGAUCCCAAGUCCAGCAAACCUCACGCAGACACUCAGAAGAGCCAGAGCACCAAGUCCUCCACCCCUGCCGCGUCCUCAGAUGCAAACCAGGCUGCAUCAUCAUCAUCCCCCUUCCUCCCCUCCUCUCCCUCUUCCUCCCUGGAAGACGAAGAGGACGAGGGCGCCCCGGACCGUACGGUGCCCUCAGAGGAAGGCAGGAAAAAUCCUCGCCAGUGCAGGGCUAAACACCAGUUGCCCACCACGCUUCCCCUUGCCGCUCCCGGGGACCAAACCUCUGCCCCCACCGAACCUCCAAGGGUGCCCGCUGAGGGAGACCCCGACUGGCACCCUGAAAUGGCUCCGAGCUGCAAGGAUGUAGUGGUCACAGAUGUGACCACCAACCUCGUCACCGUCACCAUAAAAGAGUUCCCAUCCCCUGCCUCCUGCCCCGCUUCACCUUCUGCUAGCCCCGAAAAUGCCUCUUCCCCCCCUCCCACCGCCGCCUCCGACGACCCCUCCCCAGCGAAGCCAACAUCACUGCUCUUCACGGUCACCAUGAAGUUCGCAGUGGUGCUCGUGGGAGCGGGCACUCUGGCCUUCCUCGGCGCGGUCAUCUGCAUCAUUGCCAGCGUUUAUCCGCGCAAACGCGCCGCUCUCGUCAGCGAUAACGGAACCCUGACGUCGGAGUCGCUGCUCCAGCCUCUGGAGCCGGGGUCGGUGGCUCACGCCGGGCCGCUGGGCGCUCUGCACGGCGCGGAGUCGUACGAUGGUGGAAACGGACUCGGCGGCAUCGGCGUGGAGGUUCCCACUCUGAACGAGCUCAACCUUGGGGAGGAGACGGGUGGAGGGCCGGCGAAGCAGUUCAGCUUCAGCCGACUCAUCUGCACUCCUGUGCCGGUGGGAGAGUGCAAGACUAAAGACCUGAGGCAGCGGAGGGACCACCAGCAGCAGCAGGCGGACGAUCCGCUCUACGGCACAGGGGAUGAAGACCUGCGGACCACCGCGGAGGAACUCCGGCAGAUGGUCCUGCAGCAGAACGACCAGAUCCUCAUGGACCAGAGGACCAUAAGGGAGCUGACCGGGAAGCUCAGCGAGUGCGAGAGCGGCCUGGAGGACGAGCGGAGCAUCCCGGAGCGCAGCAUCGGGGUCUGGAGCGGGAACCGCCGCGUCAUGGCCGGGGAUGAUGUGACCUCAUCCGCCGCGGCACAGCUGCAGACGGCGCGGGCCGUGGAGGAGCUGGCCCGGGCCAUCAUGGAGCUGAAGGAUCGCAUUGAGAAACUGGAGGCAGAGAUAGGCCCUGCUGCUUUGAACCUCACAGACACAUCUGUGGGUGUAAAUAGUGGCGGCAGCAGCAGCGGCAGCAGCAGCAGCACAGCUGGUAACACCGGCAAGGCUCCAGCUCCGCCUUCCAGCAGUACUUCCUCCCUAUCUGCAGGGUCUGCCCCAGGGGGCCGCCGUCCUGCUUCCCCAGGCUCCUCUGCCUCCAGGCCUCCUGUUAAGGGUCCCCCUGGGCGUGGAAAGAGCACCUGGAGGGUGGAGGACCUGGAAGGGGAGCUGGAAAGGAAGAUAAAGAUGCUAGAGAAGGAGAGACAGGCCAUGAGGAAGGAGACUCAGGGCCAGCAUGAGAAGAUCAACAAGGGCAUCGACAACGUCAGCCACCGUGUCACCGAGCUGGAACACACGAUGACGGAGCCACCGUUCCCUGACGGCUUUGUCAUCUCCUUCCCCAUGCGGACCAACUACAUGUACGGCCUGGUCAGGAAAGAGAUUACUGAGAUGUAUGCCUUCACUGCCUGCCUAUGGCUCAAAGCCAAAGAGGGUGGCAUUGGGACCCCCUUCUCCUACUCUGUGCCGGGGCAGCCCAAUGAGCUGGUUCUGUUACAGGGAGUCCACAAUCCCGUGGAGCUGCUUAUCAACGACAAGGUGGCGCAGCUGCCCCUGUCCCUGCCACAGGAUGAGUGGCAGCACAUCUGUGUCAGCUGGACUCUCAGAGAUGGGGUUUGGAAGGCCUACCAGGGUGGGAAGAUGAAGGGACGAGGGGAGGGACUGGCGGCCUGGCACCCAAUCAAACCCGGGGGAGUCCUCAUUCUGGGACAGGAGCAGGACACACUGGGUGGACGUUUUGAUGCCUCCCAGGCCCUGGUCGGGGAGCUCUCUCAGUUUAACCUGUGGGACCGGGUGUUGAAGCCAGCCGAGGUGGCCGCCGUGGCCGACUGCAGCUCCUCAGCCCUGGGCAACAUCGCGCCCUGGACCGACCACGACGUAGAUGUCUACGGCGGCGCCACCAAGGAGUCCCUGGACCCGUGCCACGCUGCCCAGAGAUCCAACCCCUCUGGCCCCAAACAGUGAAGAAUGACUGGGAGAGGGCAGCCAUGCUUGAGAGGUCAAUUUAGGAGUGAAUUGAAGAGUCUAAAGAGUUUUUAUCCAAGUUGGAGCAUCCAGUAUAAUUUGCUUGUUGGGGGUUGGUAAGCUUACUACCAGUGGACUAUUAAAUUGUCAAGCGUGGUGUAUCUGUUCUGUUCUUUGUGUUGGUGUCCACGCUCAUGUGUUUACUUCUGCAGUGAGAUACAGUGAGCUUAGUCACAGAAUCACCUUAGUGAAGGCUUGCAUGGGUCAAUCAACCUCUGGCGUGAACGUGUUUAAACGGAGACUCUGCAUUGAUAGAGUGGAAUCUGUGGUUUAGAUGGUAAUCUCUUGGGCCAGUCAGCCAUACGAGAUUAUUCCUGCAGGUUUCAGUGCAGUCAUGGAAAGAACCUUUAACGAUGCCACAUCUAAGGGUUUCUCCAUUUUUGUUUUUUUGCAACACAGUGACACAAAAUUCCAUCUUUUCUUCAUCCCGUGUCCAGCUGGUUGUGUUAUGAUGCUACAGCUGAUUUCUGACAUGCUCUAGUGGUCAUAUCUAUUUUUAUUACUCAAUGGGGAAACCGAGUUUGGUCCGUUUUUAACUGUAUAUGAUCCUGUCGAGUAAAGUCUGUGUGCUUUUCGGUUUUUCUAUAUUGCAUACCACGAUUCGGUAAACCAGUGGACUUAUAAAUGUAUAAUGUGUAAUGUACUUCUGCUAAUGUUGCUCUGUAUCAGUCUGCUCCUCCCCGCCCCAUGCCUGCUGUAGCCUCUCGUGCAUCUCACAGCCCAGCAAAGUGAAGUUGCAGCGUUUUUCUUUUCUUAUUGUUUGCAGCUUAGAUAAAACAGCGCUCUCAGCCGACCCCUGAAAUAAAACGUCAUGUCUAACUAAGCACCACUAAGAGAACUGGUAUUACGAUAUAACUGUGGUAUCACUGAAUGUAAAUCAAAUGAAAUGUAAAUGUUUUGUUUUUUUGGUGAAAAUUACAGUGUACGUAUUCCACACUGCCCCACUCUACACAUGUUUUUAUUAAAUCCUCACAGACUGAGGGGGAGGGUAUGAGGUGGACUGAUUCCAUGAUGGCCAUUUUGUACUUAACAGCUGGCUCUGUGCAGAAAACACAACCUGAAGGGAAGACUGUGCUUCCACUGAGCGACAGUAAAGUCAAACUACUGCCACCUUUUAAGUAACCUGAAGAACUACAAGCCAAACAAAUAGACAGUAAAAUCAUUAAGCCUUUAGAUUACAUUAGAUUGUUGGCAUUUUUUAUUGAUAGUUAUGCACCAUGGAAGCAUUUGAGUCCCGUUUUUUACAUUUAAUGAAGGAUAUAUAUAUAUAUUUCCCUUGUUUUAAGUUGCUUGAUUUUGAGCACAUUUUUUCCAAAGUUGAUCGUAAGGGACUUUUUUUUACUUAAAUAAUUAAUUAAACUUGCUUGAAGACAUUUCACUUCUCAUCUGAGAAGCUUCUUCAGUUUUAGGGUCAAACGGUGGAGUG